AAAGUGAAAGGGGCGGCGGGGCUGGCGGGGCUGGCGGGCCUCGCGGGCCUCACGCGCCGCCCCAGGAAGUCGCGAGCAGGAAGCGCCCGCGGCGGCCGGCCCGGCGGUGGUGCGCGGGCCUGGGCGGCGCAGGGCUUAAAGCGCCGGAAAGUGCCCCAGCCGGUCGCCACCAACCAUCGGGAUCUUUUUCCUCCUUCUCCCACCCUCCUGCCCUCCCAACCCCUGCGGCCACGCUGCCGAUCCUGGUGACCCGGUGACCGAGGCGGUUUGGUCAGGAUUUGCAUCUGAGCCGAGGAUUCGGGCAAGUCCCUCACCCCACCCCCAGAGAACUGAGUCUCUGCCGGAUGGAAGAGGGGAAGAGGGGAACCGAGACCAAACUGGACUUCUCUAUGCACUUUCCAGCCUGUGUGAGCUGCAGGGGCAAGAGGGAGAGACUUGGAGCCAGAUUCGUAACCUCUUUAUGAAGCAUCCUAUUUCGUGACGGAAGCUCCGUGGUCAGUGUGACGUAAAUGGCUCGACUCCCCGUCGGCAUUCGCUUCAUUGUCUCAUUCUCCCGAGACCAGUGGUACCGAGCCUUCAUUUUUAUUUUGACAUUUUUGCUGUAUGCAAGUUUCCACUUAUCUCGAAAGCCUAUCAGCAUAGUUAAGGGUGAGCUCCACAGGUACUGUGCUGCUGUGAAUGAGGGCGAAGUCGAAUUCAACAGCCAGAACCAGAAAGCCGGUGAUGUCCCCCCUCACCAGCGCCCAGACAACGAGACUGACUGCGGCUGGGCCCCGUUUGAUCGGGACAACUACCAGCAGCUGCUCGGGGCCCUGGAUUACUCCUUCCUCUGCGCCUACGCCAUCGGCAUGUACCUGAGUGGCAUAAUAGGGGAGCGCCUGCCUAUCAGGUAUUACCUAACCUUCGGGAUGCUGGCCAGCGGCGCCUUUACUGCCCUGUUUGGAUUGGGGUAUUUCUACAACAUCCACAGCUUUGGAUUCUACGUCGUAACUCAGAUCGUCAACGGACUGGUGCAGACCACCGGCUGGCCCAGCGUCGUCACUUGCCUCAGCAACUGGUUUGGAAAAGGAAGGCGAGGUUUGAUCAUGGGGGUCUGGAAUUCCCACACCUCCGUGGGCAACAUUUUGGGGUCCUUGAUUGCUGGCUACUGGGUGUCCACGUGCUGGGGCCUGUCCUUCGUCGUGCCUGGGGCCAUCGUGGCAGCCAUGGGGAUAGUGUGCUUUCUCUUUCUCAUCGAACAUCCGAGGGACAUCGCCUGCUCUUCUACCUUGACAGCGCAUUCGAAGGGCUAUGAGAAUGGCAUGCACAGACUCAGGCUGCAGAAGCACGUCUUAAUGGAGAAGAACAAGCCUCUGGACCCAGAGAUGCAGUGCUUGCUGCUGUCAGAUGGGAAGCAUUCUGCCCACCAGAACCACACCAUCGUUCUCCCGGCCGACGCCGGGAGCGGUGUGGCGGCCAUCAGCUUCACAGGGGCCCUGAAAAUCCCCGGUGUGAUCGAGUUCUCGCUGUGUCUGCUCUUUGCGAAGUUGGUCAGCUACACUUUCCUCUUUUGGCUGCCGCUGUACAUCACCAAUGUGGAUCACCUUGAUGCCCAAAAAGCCGGCGAGCUGUCCACCUUGUUUGACGUGGGUGGGAUCUUCGGUGGGAUCCUGGCAGGUGUGAUCUCCGAUCGACUGGAGAAGAGGGCCUCCACCUGCGGCCUGAUGCUGCUGCUCGCAGCCCCAACGCUGUACAUAUUCUCCACCAUCAGCAAAAUGGGUCUAGAAGCCACCAUCGCCAUGCUGCUGCUCAGCGGGGCCCUGGUCAGCGGGCCAUACGCACUGAUCACGACCGCCGUCUCUGCCGACCUGGGCACCCACAAAAGCCUGAAAGGAAACUCCCACGCCCUCGCCACUGUGACGGCCAUCAUCGACGGCACCGGCUCUGUAGGAGCAGCCCUGGGCCCCCUGCUGGCCGGGCUCCUCUCCCCGUCGGGAUGGAACAACGUGUUCUACAUGUUGAUGUUUGCGGACGCCUGUGCCUUACUGUUCCUGAUCCGCCUCAUACACAAGGAGCUGAGCUGCCCGCGGUCUGCAAUGGGGAACCAAGUUCCGUUUAAGGAACAGUGAGCUCUCGAGUCCCGUGGAGGGAGGCUGGGCCCGUCCUCCACAUACUGUUCUUCAAGGAAAAGUUCAAAUAAAGGACCCUGUGUUGAAAAGAUUCAUGUACCUUGCCUUUUGCACAUGCACUUGGAAAAGACACAAACGUCGCCGUGAGAAGCCCUGGUGCUGUUUCAGACGAGCCGUGAGCUCAGGACAGCAGCGAGGAGGCCGUGAGCAGGGCUGUCUGCCGAGGCUGAGCCCGGGACAGACGGCUGGGCGAGCGGGCACUCUUGGGGCUUGGCAGCUGCGCCACUGGCACGUGUGACAGCGCGGGCCUGGUGUGACAGCACCGGGCGCCUCGGUCUCUCGGGUGUUUCAGAUGGACUGUGAGGCGGGGAGCACUGCGCCGGCGGGAACCAGGUGCCACCUGGAGGUGCCGUGUAGACAACAGUCAGGAUGCUGCGUGCCUGGAAGGCAGCCAGCAAAGCGCCCGGCCUCUGUGAGGACAGGAGACCCGGCAGCUGGAUCCCACCCACGGCGGAACCUAGACCGUCACGUCCCCCAAAAGACCUGCCCAGCACCUCCUCCUCUGGACCAACCCGAGAACGGACGGUCCAGGAGGGACCAGCGCUCAGGCUGUCUGAGCCUGCCAGGUCGGAGUGCCAGCCCCGGACAUCCGCAGGUGUCCCGCCAUCGGGGCCCCAAGGGCCACAACGCUGCUGGUCCCCUGGGGGUCGCUGGAAAGACGAGGCCAAGCCUGGGAGGGGACAGGUCUCCAGUCCAGCACCUCGUUUCACUGCAGACUCCAGACACCGGACCUGUCUCUAGCCACACAGUGCCGGGGCGAGCUUAUUUAUUUGAAACGUGUUCUAUGCUGUAGAAGUUUCAGAAACACAAACGGCAGUUUAUUAUUUAUUCAGACCAGCUCCAAUUGUCCUCUGACCACUUGUUUUCUCGAUUGUUACCCAGCAAAAUACUUAUGUGCCCUUUGAAAUAAAAUGUUUUU
This is a messenger RNA of Equus caballus (horse), 3087 nucleotides long. RefSeq names its product solute carrier family 37 member 1 (gene SLC37A1). Gene Ontology annotation, molecular function: glucose 6-phosphate:phosphate antiporter activity. NCBI's taxonomy places the organism in Eukaryota, Metazoa, Chordata, Mammalia, Perissodactyla, Equidae. Gene Ontology annotation, cellular component: endoplasmic reticulum membrane. Gene Ontology annotation, biological process: glucose-6-phosphate transport; phosphate ion transmembrane transport. The record is from RefSeq and is a predicted model, not a curated record.